This is a messenger RNA of Didymodactylos carnosus, 2130 nucleotides long. Lineage: Eukaryota; Metazoa; Rotifera; Eurotatoria; Philodinida; Philodinidae. The record is from the annotation of a GenBank genome assembly.
AUGUUAGUUUUUCUAUGUUUGAAAAUACUUGUCGUUAUUGAACCACCAUUAAUUGAUGAAGAUUAUUAUGCACGUGCCGAAGGAAGAGAAAUUAUAUCCAAUUUAACGAAAGCCGCUGGUUUAGCGACAAUGAUGUCAACGAUGCGUCCCGACAUUGAUAAUUUAGAUGAAUAUGUUCGUAACACGACAGCGUGUGCAUUUGCUGUUGUAGCAUCUGCAUUAGGCAUUCCAGCUUUGUUACCAUUUUUGAAAGCCGUUUGUAAAAGUAAAAAGUCAUGGCAAGCACGCCAUACCGGUGUCAAAAUUGUGCAACAAAUUGCUAUAUUAAUGGGAUGUGCUAUACUGCCACGUUUGAAAUCAUUAGUGGAAAUUACUGAACAUGGGUUGGAAGACGAACAACAAAAAGUUCGAACAAUCACAGCUUUGGCUAUAGCGGCCUUAGCUGAAGCAGCAACCCCCUAUGGUAUUGAAUCAUUCGAUACGGUCUUAAAACCAUUGUGGAAAGGUAUUAAACAACAUCGUGGAAAAGGUCUGGCAGCAUUUUUAAAAGCAAUUGGUUCUCUAAUUCCAUUGAUGGAUGCUGAAUACGCCAAUUAUUAUACUCGUGAAGCAAUGUUAAUAUUGAUACGUGAAUUUCAAUCACCUGAUGAAGAAAUGAAAAAAAUUGUUUUAAAAGUUGUUAAACAAUGUUGUGCAACUGAUGGUGUUGAGGCACAAUAUAUCAGAGAAGAUAUUUUACCAUCAUUUUUUAAACAUUUUUGGAAUCAACGUAUGGCAUUAGAUCGUCGAAAUUAUCGUCAAUUAGUUGAUACAACUGUAGAAAUAGCAAAUAAAGUUGGCUCAUCGGAAAUUAUUAAUCGUAUUGUUGAUGAUUUAAAAGAUGAAUCUGAACAGUAUCGUAAAAUGGUUAUGGAAACGAUAGAAAAAAUAAUGACCAAUUUGGGCUCACAUGAUAUACAUUCACGUUUAGAAGAACAACUGAUUGAUGGUAUUCUCUAUGCAUUUCAAGAACAGACAACAGAAGAUUCGGUGAUAUUAAAUGGUUUUGGUGUUGUUGUAAAUACAUUAGGAAAACGUUGUAAACCAUAUUUACUACAGGGAUGUGGCACAGUAUUGUGGCGAUUGAAUAAUAAAGCGGCCAAAGUACGACAACAAGCAGUUGAUCUUAUAGCAAAAAUAGUUAAUGUAAUGAAACUUUGUACUGAGGAAAAAUUAAUGGGUCUAUUGGGUCUUGUAUUGUAUGAAUAUCUUGGUGAAGAGUAUCCAGAAGUAUUGGGUAGUAUUUUGGGUGCACUGAAAGGUAUUGUGAAUGUUAUUGGUAUAACAAAUAUGACACCGCCAAUUAAAGAUUUAUUACCACGUUUGACACCAAUAUUGAAAAACAGACAUGAAAAAGUACAAGAAAAUUGUAUUGAUCUAGUUGGACGAAUAGCCGAAUUGGGAGCUGAACAUGUAGCCGCACGAGAAUGGAUGCGUAUCUGUUUCGAGUUAUUAGAAUUCUUAAAAGCACAUAAAAAAGCUAUCAGACGUGCAGCUGCAAAAUACAUUUGGUUAUAUAGCAAAAGCCAUUGGACCCCACGAUGUCUGAUGAAUGAAUAUCGUGUACCUGAAUUAAAUGUACAAAAUGAUGUUCUAAAAGCAUUAUCAUUUAUGUUUGAAUAUAUUGUUGAAAUGGGAAAAGAUUAUAUUUAUGCUGUAACAUCAUUACUUGAAGAUGCUCUUAUAGAUCGUGAUUUGGUUCACCGUCAAACAGCAAUGUCAGCCACAGGACAUAUGUCACUUGGAGUUUAUGGUUUUGGUUGCGAAGAUGCAUUGGCACAUUUAUUAAGUUAUGUAUGGCCAAAUAUAUUUGAAACAUUGCCACAUGUUAUCCAAGCAUUUAUCUCAGCGUGUGAAGGUUUAAGAGGUUUAUUUCAUCCAGCACGGAAAGUUCGAGAUGUUUAUUGGAAAGUAUAUAAUACAUUGUACAUUGGUGCGCAAGAUUCUCUUAUUGCAGCCUAUCCACGUAUUAUUGACGAUAUUAGAAGUAGUAAACUUGAAGGAAUAACGAAUGGUAUUCCUGUUAAAACGGAAAAACCUGAUGAAUACAGAAAUACUUAUACGAGAUAUGAACUCGAUUAUGUUCUGUAA